ACAGAUGCACGAGCAGGACAGUGAAGUGUUGAGUACAGUCAGUCAGUGCGGCUAAAUGUUUUGCUCCGACGAAAGGAAUGAUUAAACGGGACGAAGAUACACACAGCAAGUGAAUGAAUCUUAAGGACGUGUUCAUAUUUUUGGAUAAGAGAGUUUUCGCUUAGUUCGUCUGUACUUAAACGCUCGGAGAGCGCGAAACACGGUGCCUCACGUCCCUGAGGAUUGCAGUGGAUUUCCCCUCAUUUCUAUUAUCUCGACGCUUCGUUUGGAAGUGAACAUAUUGUCUCAGAGAGGAAGUGUGAAACAGACUUCUGAAAGUGUCACGUUUGCCAUCAGCUGGAAGGGAGACCAUUUACAGGUACAUAUGGGCCAGGGAGAGGCAUCAGCAAGAGGCACAAGGAUGGAGGGGGACUGUCUCAGUUGCAUCAAGUACCUCAUGUUCAUCUUCAACUUCUUCAUUUUUCUCGGAGGUGCGUUCCUGCUUGGGGUGGGUAUCUGGGUGCUGGUGGAUCCAACAGGUUUCCGGGAGAUUGUGGCAGCCAACCCACUACUGUUUACUGGUGUCUAUGCAAUUUUGAUCAUGGGCGGGAUGCUGUUCCUCCUGGGCUUUCUGGGCUGCUGUGGAGCCAUACGGGAAAACAAAUGUCUUCUACUGUUUUUCUUCAUGCUUAUACUCAUCAUAUUCCUGGCAGAGCUGGCGGUGGCCAUUCUAGCCUUCAUAUUCCGUGAGCAUCUCACCAGAGAUUACUUCACCAAGGAGCUGAAGACACAUUACCAAGGCAGCAAUAGCACUGAUGUAUUUACCUCCACAUGGAAUGCCUUUAUGACCACAUUUGAUUGUUGUGGGGUGAACAGUGCAGAGGACUUUGAUGAUCAGAGCCUCUUCAGACGGCUGAACCCUAGCAGACUGGUGCCGGAGGUCUGUUGCCAGAGGAACGAUCUGAUGAUGAGCAAGGAGGAGUGUCUUAAGGGAAUCAUGCCAGUCCGUAACAAGGGCUGUUAUUCAGCGGUGGUCGACUAUUUCGAGACGUACAUCUAUAUGGCUGGAGCUCUUGCUAUUGUGGUGCUGACUAUUGAACUCUUUGCCAUGGUGUUUGCUAUGUGUUUGUUUAAAGGAAUUCAGUAAUCAAGACAUGGUGUGCCUGCAUAAGGACUUUUCGAGGAGAAGGAAAAUGGCAUUGCAUAGAAGACCAUUUUUAAAGAAGUGAAACACUUAUAUUUUGUCAUCUCUGUGUUAAGUUGGAAUGACUGAGAACUGCCAAAAAUGGUUUGUACUUCACAGCUGGGACUUGUGAAAAGUAAGGGUCAAAUUCAUAAGGGGCGGUGUCUUUAGUAGCCCUUUAACGAUAAUAGAGGGACACCUUGCACUGAUAUGAUUGUAUAUUUACAGCUGACAAGACGGAUUUGUAAAUAUUUUACCUUUUGUCUAGAUUGUUCACCGCUGACCCAGAGCCAUGUUAAAAAAUCUAUACACAGUGUGAAUGAGUGUGUUUGUGUGUGUGUUCGAGUCUGCAGGACAAAGAGAGGAAUGGUUUGUGUGUGUCUGUGUUUCUGUAUAAAAUCUCAGAGACAAGCAGCUUCUAUAAAGUAAUGUUUUUUGUGUUGCAACCGGUAAUAUUUUAUGUGAUUUUAGCAAAAAUGUGUUACAUGUAUUUGUGUAGUAUCUGUUGUACUGUAACUACACAUGACAUUGUCAUUGAUAUAAAAAAAUUCACAUCACCUGCAUGAACAAUUCUUCAUUUUCUAGAAAGACAUUUUUUAACAUUCAUUAGUAAUCACUGAAUAAAAUAAAAUAAUAAUAAUAAUAAUAAGUCUAAGGAUAAUGGCUUAUCAGGUUUUUGCACCAAGAUACUCAUAUAUACAGAUG
Messenger RNA from Myxocyprinus asiaticus (Chinese sucker), 1867 nucleotides. RefSeq names its product tetraspanin-18-like. The record is from RefSeq and is a predicted model, not a curated record. The transcript has 10 exons. Gene Ontology annotation, cellular component: membrane. NCBI's taxonomy places the organism in Eukaryota, Metazoa, Chordata, Actinopteri, Cypriniformes, Catostomidae. Bases 365 to 1126 code for a protein of 253 amino acids.